GUGUCUCCUUCCUAUGACGUUCUAUGUGUGAGGGAAGAGGGGUGGAUCCAGGGCAACAUGGCGGCGUGUAUCAGGCUGGAUCUCACCCAGCUCAUGAGCUCGAGUGGCUCUCACAAGGAUCUGGCUGGGAAGUACCGCCAGAUAUUGGAGAAGGCCCUUCAGCUUCCUGGACCAGAACAGCUUGAGUCACUUAAAGCAUUUGUUGAAGCAAUGGUGAAUGAGAAUGUCAGCUUGGUGAUUUCCCGACAGCUGCUCACUGACUUUUGUACACAUCUUCCAAGUCUACCCGAUGGUAAUGCCAAGGAGGUCUAUCACUUCACCCUGGAAAAGAUCCAGCCACGUGUCAUCUCUUUUGAAGAACAGGUUGCAUCAAUUAGACAGCACUUGGCAACCAUUUAUGAGAAAGAAGAAGACUGGAGGAAUGCAGCUCUGGUGCUGGUUGGCAUACCUUUGGAAACAGGACAGAAACAGUAUAAUGUAGACUAUAAACUGGAAACCUAUCUGAAAAUUGCUCGGCUCUACCUGGAAGAUGAUGAUCCUGUGCAGGCAGAAGCAUACAUAAACAGAGCCUCUCUAUUACAAAACGAGUCCACCAAUGAGCAGCUACAAAUCCACUACAAGGUUUGCUAUGCGCGUGUUUUAGACUACAGGCGGAAGUUCAUUGAAGCUGCUCAGAGGUACAAUGAGCUUUCUUACAAAACCAUAGUACACGAAACUGAAAGAAUGGAAGCACUUAAACAUGCACUUCACUGCACCAUCCUGGCUUCUGCAGGACAGCAACGUUCCCGUAUGUUGGCUACAUUAUUUAAGGAUGAACGGUGCCAGCAGCUUUCCGCCUAUGGUAUUCUGGAAAAGAUGUACCUAGACAGAAUCAUCAGAGGAAAUCAGCUGCAGGAGUUUGCUGCUAUGCUCAUGCCUCAUCAGAAAGCAACUACUGGAGAUGGUUCCAGUAUUUUGGACAGAGCUGUAAUAGAGCACAACCUACUGUCAGCAAGCAAACUUUACAACAAUAUUACUUUUGAGGAACUCGGCGCUUUGCUGGAAAUCCCCGCUGCCAAGGCUGAGAAGAUAGCUUCUCAGAUGAUUACAGAGGGCCGUAUGAAUGGUUUCAUCGACCAGAUUGAUGGCAUUGUUCAUUUUGAAACCCGGGAAGCAUUACCUACGUGGGAUAAACAGAUUCAGUCUUUGUGCUUCCAAGUCAACAACCUCCUGGAGAAGAUCAGUCAGACUGCACCAGAAUGGACAGCACAGGCCAUGGAGGCUCAGAUGGCUCAGUAACAUGCCUGCUACUGUUACACAAUUUUUCUUAAUGCUUCAAUUUUUUUUGGACAGUUUAUUGCACUCUCCACAUGUCUGUGAACAUUGCUGUGUACAUAUGAUGUAGUGCUUGUACAAAACACAACUAAAAUAUGUUUUUUAGUUCCAGCCAUGCUUAGUUUGCAGUGGGAUUUAUAGCUUUGUGCUAUUGAAAGUAAUUCCUGUACUAAACUGCAGUCCACUCCAUCUUGCUUUGCCCUUGAAAUACUUGCGGUAGGCACAUGUGUGGUUGCAGCUCCAUCUUUUCUUCUUCCUGUUGUGUUUUUUUUAUUCUAACGGCCCUUUCAGCUCAUGGAGACUUAGCAAUGCCUACAUGUUUAUUUUUUUUCAUGACAUGGAUCUCUGAAAGUGUACAGAAAUAUAAUUAAGAGCCCCCAAUACACGCCAAGCCAUGUACAGCAUAUAUAAGUAUGCUUAAUGGAGAUAAAUAAAAGAAUAGCUCUUAA
Messenger RNA from Rana temporaria (common frog), 1763 nucleotides. It is a transcript of the gene COPS4, whose product is annotated as COP9 signalosome subunit 4. The transcript has 10 exons. Gene Ontology annotation, cellular component: cytosol; COP9 signalosome. Lineage: Eukaryota; Metazoa; Chordata; Amphibia; Anura; Ranidae. The record is from RefSeq and is a predicted model, not a curated record. The coding region runs from base 58 to 1278 and encodes 406 amino acids.